AUGUCAUCUGAGAUCACACAAUGGUGUCAGGAGUGUGAGAGGUGUCAGCAUACCAAGGGCCAUCCUUCAAAGUUCAGUAGUUUUAUGGGCCAUUUGAUGGCUUCCCGGCCAAACGAAAUCUUGGCCAUUGACUUUAAAGUUUUGGAACCUUCCCAGUCCGGCGUUGAGAAUGUUAUGGUCAUGACUGACGUAUUCUCUAAAUAUACAUGGGCCGUGGCUACCAGAGACCAGCGGGCGGAGACUGUGGCGCAGGUUUUGGUGUCCGAGUGGUUUUGUAGGCUUGGUGUUCCAAGCCGCGUCCACUCGGAUCAGGGACGGAAUUUUGAGGCCGCUAUCAUUUACCAGCUUUGCCGCUUGUAUGGUAUUGAAAAGUCUCGCACUACUCCGUGCCAUGCAGCUGAGUACUGGGGAGCCCCCACAGAGGAAAUUGGAGAUAUGUUUGGGGUGGUACCUGAGACUGCAGAUGGGGAAGCAGGUCCAGGGCCGCCAGUUGAACCCAGUAUAGGGUCACCAGUCAGACUCUCAUUGGGGCCCUCUGGACAAGAAGUUGUUCCUGUGGAUAGUGUGGACCUUCAGCUCUAUCUGGCCAAUCUGGCCAAUCAGACCGAUCGGGAGAGCAGCACAGCUGAGAUCCCGCUGGUUGUCAUCUUGGAUGAUGUGCAUGAUGCAACAUCUCUCAGUGAACUUGUUAAUGGUGCUUUAACCUGUAAAUAUCAUAAAUGUCCAUAUAUAAUAGGGACAACCAAUCAGCCAGUGAAGAUGACCCCUAACCAUGGCCUACACCUCAGCUUCAGGAUGGUGAUGUUUUCCAAUAACGUCGAACCAGCAAACGGAUUCCUGGUACGUUACCUGCACAGAAAGCUAAUGGAGGCUGAAGAUCCCAGGAGCGUGAAGAAUGAAGAUCUGCUGCGGGUGCUGGACUGGGUGCCCAGACUCUGGUACCACCUUCACACCUUCCUGGAGAAACACAGCACCUCUGAUUUCCUCAUUGGUCCCUGCUUCUUCUUGUCCUGUCCAGUAACUGUAGAGGAAUUCCGCACGUGGUUUAUCGAUCUUUGGAAUCACUCAAUCAUCCCGUACCUGCAGGAAGGAGCCAAAGAUGGCAUUAAGGUUCACGGGCAGAAGUCGGUGUGGGAGGAUCCGGUGGAGUGGGUCAGAGGAUCUCUGCCCUGGCCGUCUGCUCAGCAAGACCAGGCCAAACUCUUCCACCUGCCUCCCCCGAGCACAGGCCCCGGCAGCCCCAGCCAGCCAGGAGACGAUCGGCCACAUAAAGAGACGCCGCCCAGCUCCGUCGAGUCAGAUCCACUG
This is a messenger RNA of Sinocyclocheilus anshuiensis, 1308 nucleotides long. RefSeq names its product neuron navigator 1-like. The record is from RefSeq and is a predicted model, not a curated record. The annotation marks the transcript as partial. Gene Ontology annotation, molecular function: nucleic acid binding. Gene Ontology annotation, biological process: nervous system development; microtubule bundle formation; neurogenesis. Gene Ontology annotation, cellular component: microtubule cytoskeleton; axon initial segment. Lineage: Eukaryota; Metazoa; Chordata; Actinopteri; Cypriniformes; Cyprinidae. The transcript has 7 exons.